Molecule: messenger RNA, 3041 nt
Organism: Spizellomyces punctatus DAOM BR117
Lineage: Eukaryota; Fungi; Chytridiomycota; Chytridiomycetes; Spizellomycetales; Spizellomycetaceae
Exons: 3
Coding region: 78-2900 (940 amino acids)
Molecular function (GO): oxidoreductase activity; protein binding
Source: RefSeq, a predicted model, not a curated record
GAAGGUGUGUGUGAGAUUUUCCCCAUUUUUUUAAAACGGCUUGGGGGAAUCAACGCAAACGGAACUUGCAUCUCGACAUGACAGCGACAAUGGCAAUGCCGACGAUGCGCUGGUGUUUCUGGCUCCUGAGUGCGUGCUUGCUAUGGACGGUGCGAGCAGACAUUGAGGUCCCCCUCGGUAUCCCAAACCCAACCUCGCUCCAAAACCACAAGACCUUUUACGAGGGCUCUGGUUACAAGCACGCCUUUCACUGGAGCAUUGAAAAUGCAGGAACUCCCAACCAGACGCUGCAUGGGAUUCUCGAACUGAAUGGGAACAAUAUGAAAUGGGCUUGGAUAGGGUUGGGUUGGGGACGCACUAUGCUCGACGCUCAGUUUAUCGUAUGUCACCAACUCGCGGGUCAGAGCAUUGAAAUGCAUGAACACGAGUCGACCGGCGCUUACAAACCCCCGCAGUAUCACUACUACGGUGCGCAAGUCACCAUUCCUAUCCGUGGUGCCUUCAACAACAACACAUUGCUAUGCGAAUUUAACCGAAAGACCGACCCAAACGACGGCAUUCAUAUCAACCUGAACCUGAACAGUUUCACCGAUGUCAUCUGGGCAUUCAAUCCAAAUUCCGCCAAAAACUAUGAAGAAAAAUGGUUCUCGUACCAUGAAAAGGACCAUCGUGGGGCGGCUCAGGCGGAUUUGGUCGGUGGAAGCAUUGUUUCCAUCCCUGCAAAAUCCAUUGAACGCAAACAACUUCACGGAUUCGGCAUGAUGGCCGUCUGGUUGGGGCUCUUUCCCUUUUCGGUUUACUAUGCUCGUUACUUGCGCUCCACGGUCGGAUGGCUUUUUGUCCAUCUCACCCUCCAAGUCCUCGGCAUCAUAGGCAUCAUUGCCUUCUUUGUCAUCAUUCUGACCGAAUACAUCGCUCUGAGCCGGCCGCACGCCAUCCUUGGAUUGAUCCUGAUCAGCUUUAUUGCCGUCCAGCUCGUGCUCGGCAUAUGCAAUAUUUUAGGUCUGUCCAACGAAAGCUUGUCACGAGUUCGCAAAUGGGUCCGCCGGUCGCAUAAUCUCCUUGGUGCUGCUCUCAUCCUCACCGCCGUCGCGCAGGUCGCUCUCGGCUUGGAGACCUUGUUCCCCUGGGUGGAGCCCCGCGGAAAAGGCGCAUGGGCAGUCUUCUUUGCUCUCGUGGCGUUUUGGGUAACUGCUUUCAUAGGCACCGAAGCCUUUUUCUGGAUCAGUGUCCGUCGCACAGAUAUCGGAAUGCCGCAAAAACAAAUGGUGCAGAAAUCAGACAAACCCUUUGCGACCAAGGUGGAGCGCGGAGGAACUUCUGUGACCCUUACUGAAACGACGGUUCCGUUGGAUCACACCCAAAUUCGCCCGGAUAUGCCUAGGUUUACGUGGGCGACUUUGAACCAGGCUGUCAUGAAUGGCGAGCUCUUGGUCGUCGCCAAUGGACGCUAUGUCUACUCUAUUGCACAGUGGAUGACAAGUCACCCUGGUGGUCAGCUCAUUCUUCAUGCUGUGAACGGAACAGACAUUACCAAUGACUACUUCCACGAAGCUGGCUUCGAUGCUGAAGAAUUUGUGCCCAAACCUGAGGCACCUGCCCAACGUGCUGAACGCACUCAGGCGACUCUUCACCGCCAAGCUGCCUCUAUUGCCAGCAGCGAAGUUACCGCCGGUUACAGACAAUCCAGUAUUGUCCAGGAAAUGAAACUAUCUCCCCUGAUGGCGGAGCGAGACUGGCGAUUGGUCGUCCGCUCCCGUCGGACCCAUGUACAUACGCGUCUCGCGAUUCAAAAACUGAGCAAAAUGCUUGUAGGAGAGCUUGUCCCGGACCUGGACCAACCUUACGCGAACAUUGACGCAGAUGCCGCCAGUACGGGCCGCACGUUUGAUCCAAACGAGUAUCGUCGGUACGCUCUCGUCGAAAACAGUCCUAUUACCCAAGGUGCCUCCAUUUACAAGUUCCGAUUCUGUCUGUUGUACCCGUACGACGUCCGCGACGGCGAGCCACUUGGCUUCUUACCCGGACAAGCCAUUGAAAUCCAAGCCCGCAUCAACGGCCGACUGAUCACGCGCUUCUAUUCUCCGCAGACAGACGGCAAUCUCUCUGUAUUUGAAAUUGAUGUCAAGAUUUACCCUCACGGCACGAUGACGCAGUAUCUCGUUAAACAGAAACCUGGAGACCGCCAGUUCAAGAUCCGUGGUCCGUUUGGGACACCCCUCGUGAACCCGGAGCGACCCCUCCAUCUUGGAUCAUCGGACUGGGUACCCCGUCGCUUGAUCUUCAUUGCGGGUGGAACGGGCAUCACACCAUUUUUACAAUUGAUAAAGUACCUCCUCCUCCCUGUUUUGGAACCCCUCCGCGUCACUACCGACUAUGCAGCGACACUCGAGGAUGAACUGACUCUUACCAGAGGUGACAGAGUCCUUGUCAAACAUCACUACUUUGAUGGAUGGGCAAUUGGCGUCAACGUCCGCACCGGCAUGGAAGGCGCCUUCCCGCUCACUGUCACUUCUCCCCGCUGCUCAUCCCACGUUUCCAUCACGUUGAUUCACGGUGUGCAAACAGCGUCAGAAACGAUCCUUGGAAACGAGUUCAUCGAGGGUGCCUUGUUGGCUUAUGCGGAUUGCAUCCAGGUCCAUCGUUUCAUUGCCGAUGGAACUCUACCUGCCGAUGGAGCCGCCACGGGUAUCAUCUAUCCAGCACGAUUGGGUGCACCAGACUUGGAAAGCAUUUUGAGACAACGGUGGCCUCUGGAUGAUGAGCAAGAAGAGGUGGAGAGGAAACGGAUGUUUGUGUGUGGACCCACUGGAUUUGAUUCGUGGGUAGUCGACGUCGUCUCGGAAAUCGGUGUGGAUACGCGCUGCCUGACUGUAUUGCCCAGUGAUCGGGUCAUUUAGAAAAUUCGUCGUAUUUUCUUUUUUUAUUUGUUUGAAUCUUGUUGUUUGGACAGUUCAUGUACUGGAUAUUUCUAUUUUCGUAAAAACUCUGCUGCAAUUUUAUAGUAUAUAUAUUAUACAAAAACGUUUUCCCCAGCUGGG